CACCGAGAAAAUAACUAUACAGAGUCAAUUUCCGGAAAUUGAAUCAGAGGUUUUUUAUUUACCGUUCAUUAGUUAGUUCCUGGAUACAUAACGCUUUAAAGAAAGGCGUAAAAAUGCCACAGAAUGCCAGAGCCUUGAUAGCCUUUGGACCCUACGAGGCUUGCUACUUGGUGGAACACAGAAAGACUCGGUUACAGGGUCUAGAAACAGUCCUGUUUAAAGAUGGCCACUCUGUGGAGUUUGAGGAAAUUGACGACUGGAAUGUGGCGGAGAUCUGGGUCAACGGACAAUGUGUGUUCAAGUGUGACAUCAGAGAAUUAGAUUAUGGGGGUGAUGGAGACCUUGAUCCAUUAUGCAAGAAAGCACUAGAGGCUGUUCGUGGAGCAUAUUAAGUGAUACGCUUGUCCAAUACUGUACAUUGUAUAUGUUUAAAUGAACUGGUGAUGAAUGUGUGCGAGUCAAUAUUAAGAUGUUGAUCAUGUUGUUGAUUUUUUUUAUGUAUACAUGUAAAUAUUUCAUUUAACACACCAAUUAUUCCCAUUAAAAUAUUUUGGCUACAUAUACUACAGUGAACUCUGUUUCUCAUCAUUUAGAGUAUACAGGUUGUUCUUCUUAAUAUUGAACUGUGUUACAAAAUACACAGUAUUUGAUCAUUGCAAACAGAGGAAGCCAAUUUAACCAUGAAGAGUGUUGAUGUACUGCAGAAAAUUAAAAUUAUUCCACUUGG
This is a messenger RNA of Magallana angulata, 727 nucleotides long. Its product is annotated as UPF0728 protein-like. NCBI's taxonomy places the organism in Eukaryota, Metazoa, Mollusca, Bivalvia, Ostreida, Ostreidae. The transcript has 4 exons. Bases 114 to 392 code for a protein of 92 amino acids. The record is from RefSeq and is a predicted model, not a curated record.